This is a messenger RNA of Bradysia coprophila, 1384 nucleotides long. RefSeq names its product arginine methyltransferase 1 (gene Art1). Gene Ontology annotation, molecular function: histone methyltransferase activity; protein-arginine omega-N monomethyltransferase activity; protein-arginine omega-N asymmetric methyltransferase activity. Gene Ontology annotation, cellular component: nucleus. Gene Ontology annotation, biological process: peptidyl-arginine methylation, to asymmetrical-dimethyl arginine; chromatin remodeling. Lineage: Eukaryota; Metazoa; Arthropoda; Insecta; Diptera; Sciaridae. The record is from RefSeq and is a predicted model, not a curated record.
CUGUCCUGUAUGCGCUCGCUAUCCUCGCUCUAUUAGAAAUACGUACAUAGUGUUGUCUGGAUGUCUAUUUUACAUCGGCUUUUUUUGUGAAUUUAUUGAAUAUAAAAUUUCAUUGAUCAUUGGAAUAAGUUAUUUUUCAUUUUAAUUGGAAUUUCAAUUAAUUUACACUACUGACACAUUUCAAUAUCAACAAAAUCCAUCCGAAAUGGCAUCUUCCGACGUUCAAAUGGAACAGAUUAACGGCCAGCCGAAAGAUGAAAAAACUGAGACGUGUAAAACCGCUAUACGUGCCGAUGAAAUGACAUCCAAGGAUUACUACUUCGAUUCAUAUGCUCAUUUUGGUAUUCAUGAAGAAAUGCUGAAGGAUGAAGUGAGGACGCUCACUUACAGAAAUGCUAUGUAUCACAAUAAGCAUCUUUUCAAAGGAAAGGUGGUGUUAGAUAUUGGUUGCGGAACUGGCAUAUUGUCAAUGUUCGCAGCCCGAGCUGGAGCAGCUCACGUGUACGCUAUCGAAUGUUCCAGCAUAGUGGAAUAUGCCAACAAAAUCGUCGAAGCGAAUAAAUUCUCCGAUGUUAUAACGAUAAUCAAAGGAAAAGUGGAAGAAGUGGAACUACCCGUUGAAAAAGUGGAUAUUAUCAUAUCGGAAUGGAUGGGAUAUUGCUUGUUUUACGAAAGCAUGUUGGACACGGUGCUAUAUGCUAGAGACAAGUGGCUGCAACCCGAAGGCAUGAUGUUUCCAGAUAGAUGUACUCUCUUCAUCACUGCGAUCGAGGAUCGUCAGUACAAAGACGAAAAAAUCAAUUGGUGGGACGAUGUGUAUGGUUUUGAUAUGAGUGCGAUUCGGAAGGUUGCCAUCACAGAACCAUUAGUUGAUGUUGUCGACCCCAAACAGAUCGUUUCCAAUUCGUAUUUGGUGAAAGAAGUUGACCUGUACACAGUGAAGAAAGAGGAUCUAGAUUUCGCAUCACCGUUUCACCUUUUCGUCAAACGUAACGAUUUCGUCCAGGCCCUGGUCACAUACUUCAAUGUCGAGUUCACAAAGUCACACAAACGGUUGGGUUUCAGUACCGGACCAGAGGCAACGUACACUCACUGGAAACAGACGGUGUUCUAUUUUGACGAAUAUUUGACGGUCAAAAAGGGUGAAGAGAUUUACGGCGUAUUCAAAAUGAAACCUAACGAACGCAACAAUCGCGACUUAGAUUUUAAGAUUGAAAUCAAUUUCAAAGGUGAAUUGUCACAAGUGAAAGAAGAGAACUUUUACCGAAUGCGUUGAAAAGGGAAACAAACACACACAAAUACAUACGUUAUUAUACCUACUGUAAUAAGUGACUAAUUCCAGACAGCAAUGCGAAGGAAAUAAAGAAAAGAGAAUGCAAUUCCA